UACACUGGAGAGGAGAACAUUGCGCUUUAAGAAUGUCGUGGAACGUGACUGACACGCUGGAAAAUGAUACCUUCUCCUGCUACGACCCCUCUGUGGUGGGCUACCGCUACUUCGGGGUGCUGUGGGGCUCUGUGGUGACCGUGGUGGGGACGGUGGGGAACAUCCUGACCGUGCUGGCCUUCGCGAUGGACCGCCGGCUGCGGACGCAGUUCAACACGCUCAUCGUCAACCUGGCGCUGGCUGACCUGCUGUACUGCAGCAUCCUGCAGCCCACCAGCGUCGACUCCUACCUCCACCUGCACUGGCGCGGCGGAGCCGGCUGGUGCCGCGUCUUUGGCCUGCUCCUCUUCCUCUCCAACUCCGUGUCCAUCCUCACGCUCUGCCUGAUCGCCGCGGGCCGCUACCUGCUCAUCGCCCGGAGGCCUGUGUACCAGCGGCUCUUCUCCGGCCGCGGCCUGGCGCUGCUGCUGCCUGCCACCUGGGCGGUGGGGCUGGCCAGCUUCGGCCCGCUCUGGCCCGUCUAUGUCUUCACCCCGCAGGUGUGCACCUGCAGCUUCCACCGCACACGCGGGCGGCCCUACUCCACCAUUCUGCUCUUUUUUUACUUCAUCUGCGGCCUGGGCUGUGUGGGCCUCUUCUACCUGCUCAUCUACCGGCGGGUGCGAGUGGCCGCCCGCGCGCUUGUCAAGUACCGCUUCAGCCGCCGCUCAUCCCGCCGGAAGCCCGAGGGGGGUGAGGCCACCACCGAAGGGGAUAGCGGCGUGGGUAGCGGGGUGCCGACGCGCAGCUGUGAAAUCAGCGGCACAUCCGUCGAGGUCCCCGUUGAGACCCGCCCGGCUGCCGACCCUCCGAGCGCACCGCCCAACCCAUCCCAGAGGCCUCUGAGCCGUGUGGAGGGAGACCAGCCCGCCCGCGUGGCACCCGCCAGUGUGGUGCCCGUCCGCACGGCCCCCGCCGCCGCCCCCGCCCCCGCCAGCGACGACGGGGAGUUCCACCGUGUCACGCGCAUGUGCUUCACCGUCUUCCUGUGCUUCGUGGGCUGCUUCGCCCCCUUCAUGCUGCUCAACAUCCUGGACGGCCGCGGCCGCGCCCCGCAGGUGGCGCACAUGUUCUGCGCCAACCUCACCUGGCUCAACAGCUGCAUCAACCCCGUGCUGUACGCCGCCAUGAACCGGCAGUUCAGCCAGGCCUACCGAGCCCUGCUGUCCCGCGCCGCACACCCCCUCACCCGCCUCUGUGCACCGUGAG
This is a messenger RNA of Megalops cyprinoides (Indo-Pacific tarpon), 1248 nucleotides long. It is a transcript of the gene gpr84, whose product is annotated as G protein-coupled receptor 84. Gene Ontology annotation, biological process: neuropeptide signaling pathway. Lineage: Eukaryota; Metazoa; Chordata; Actinopteri; Elopiformes; Megalopidae. The record is from RefSeq and is a predicted model, not a curated record. Gene Ontology annotation, cellular component: membrane. The transcript is spliced from 2 exons. The coding region runs from base 33 to 1247 and encodes 404 amino acids. Gene Ontology annotation, molecular function: urotensin II receptor activity.